Molecule: messenger RNA, 1023 nt
Organism: Electrophorus electricus (electric eel)
Lineage: Eukaryota; Metazoa; Chordata; Actinopteri; Gymnotiformes; Gymnotidae
Gene: pnp4b
Product: purine nucleoside phosphorylase 4b
Biological process (GO): nucleoside metabolic process
Cellular component (GO): cytoplasm
Molecular function (GO): purine-nucleoside phosphorylase activity
Source: RefSeq, a predicted model, not a curated record
UCUUCCACAGCUUGAAGUCAUGCACAGCAGAGAAAACCCAUGUUGCUGCUCAUUUGAUGAGUGCAAGCUCACCACAGAGUGGCUUUUAAGCAGGACUAGACACAGGCCCAAAAUAGCAGUAGUGUGUGGCUCAGGACUCAGCCUUCUUGCAGAGAGUGUCUCUAACAAGCAGGUCUUCCAUUAUGAGGACAUCCCCAGUUUCCCUGUGAGCACAGUUCCUGGCCAUGACGGGCGCCUUGUGUUUGGCUAUGUGAAAGACAAGUCUUGUGUCUUCAUGCAGGGAAGAUUCCAUCUAUAUGAGGGUUACUCACUGUGCCAGGUCACGUUUCCUGUGCGGGUCUUUAAGCUGAUGGGAGUGGAGACUAUUAUAGUAACGAAUGCCUCAGGAGGCCUCUGUCAGGACUUCAAAGUGGGAGACAUUAUGGUCAUCAAGGACCACAUUAACUUGCCGGGGUUUGCAGGACAGCAUCCACUGUGUGGGCCAAAUGAUGAACGGUUUGGGAUCCGCUUCCCAUGUAUGUCUGACGCCUACAAUAAAGUUCUGAGGAAGCUUGCCCUGGACAUCAGCAUGGAGCUGGGCUACUCCAACUUUGUGCGGGAGGGUGUUUAUUGCAUGGUUAGUGGGCCCAAUUUUGAGACAAUCGCUGAGGCCCGGAUGCUGCAUGUUCUAGGUAGUGACUCCGUAGGUAUGAGCACGGUCCCUGAGGUGACAGUAGCCAAGCACUGUGGCCUGCAUGUCCUCGGCUUAUCCCUUAUCACCAACAAGGUGUCCUUGGACUACAGCCGUGAAGAGAAGGUCAACCACGAGGAGGUGCUGCAGAUCAGCAAAAUGAGGGCGGAGAUGCUGCAAAAGGUGCUCACCACCUUCAUUGCUCACUCCCACCAGGUGGAGGGUAUCAACAGCAACUAGGCAUGUUUCACCCACCCAUGUAUGGCAGACCUGACUAAAGAUAUCAGAUUUCAGUCACAGCAUAUGUGGUGUUGGUCACACAUGAGGUAGGUUGGUCUAGUAAGGAAUUACUU